CGAACUGACCAGACACCGGUACACGACAUCUCGCGACGAAACGCACCAUGCUCAUCAGGCGAUUCACACACGGUGAAAGUGCAGUAACAUGGACGAACAUCGAACCAAACGGCUGAAGCAGGCCGAGGAGCAGCCGGGCAUAGAGGAUGAGGAUACCGACUUCAAGCUGGCGAUGCUAGCUUCUUUACACCCAGAUCGAAGCUCGGACGUACAUUUGGACUAUCUAUUGGCAUAUGGAGGGAGCUACGAGAAGGCGUCUGCCGCACUCGCAGGUUCUUCGGAAGAGCCUACAAAGCGUAAGCGCGUCGCCAUAGGAUACCAAUCUGCCCUCAAUUUCGGCGCGAGAGAUGGCGGCCUCUCUUCUCCUUCAACAGUGCAAGCGAAGAGCCUGACCAAGAAGGGCCAAACACUUCAUCUCUACGCGCCUAUGGACAUUGAGACCCACACGCCUUGCUCCAUCAUCCACAAUUUUCUCCCAGCUUCCCAGGCCAACGCGUUGCUGCAGGAGCUUCUGGACGAGUCGCCGACUUUCAAAAGAGGAUCAUUUCAAAUCUUUGGGCGCACACUCCAAAACAACUCGACGUUCAAGUUCUACCUUGACUCACCAGAGGCAGUCAGGAACGAGCAGACAAAGGCCUUCUACAGCGAUUCAAUCUACGAAUCUACAGCCCUGGCAGAGACCACGCCCGAGAUGCUCAAGGUAGCCCACAUCGUCAAGGAAACGGUCAAUAAGGAGGUUGAAAGACGAAUGCGGGACUAUCAACCUGAUGGGAAGAAGCUGAAGUUUCAGUCACCUGAGGAUUGGGAACCCAAUGCCAGUUUUGUGAAUUGCUAUGAUGGCGCGAAGGAAAGUGUUGGCUUUCACUCUGACCAGUUGACAUAUCUCGGUCCCAGAGCUGUCAUCGGGAGCUUGUCUCUGGGUGUUGCUAGGGAAUUCCGUGUUCGAAAGAUCGUUCCACCUUCCGAAGAUGGCUCGACAGCACAGGCGGACGAACAAGGUCAGAUCGCCAUACACCUUCCGCACAACAGCCUGCUCGUCAUGCAUGCCGAGAUGCAAGAAGAGUGGAAACAUUCCAUCGCACCUGCGAAGUCUAUCGAUCCUCAUCCGUUAGCUCUGAACAAGCGGCUGAACAUCACCUAUCGUUGCUAUAAGGACUAUCUGCACCCCAUACACACGCCGAAGUGCAAAUGUAAUGUUGCAAUGGUUUUGAGAUGCGUGCAGAAAAGAGCUGCUACCAGAGGACGUUAUAUGUGGCAGUGCUUUGCCAACUAUCAAGCGGAUUCGAAGAAGGAUUGCGGUAUGUUCGUGUGGGCGGACCUGGACGAAGAUGGCAAACCACCAUGGUUCGAUGGGUACAAGGGCAAUGCGAAUUUACCGCUCAUAGCCGGUGACGAGCAACAUAGGCCCGAAUCAAAAAGCGAGUGAGCAUGGAUCUGUUUCCACUGCUGGUGCCAAAGCUGAGCGCUACGCUGUUCCUAGAUCGCAUUCUAGAACGGGAGAUGAUUUCGGCGUCCGAGUCGAAGACUUAUGCCAUGCCGAGCCCAGGUACCGGUCCUGCCUGAGGCUCAGCCCUAAACUAGGACUCAACCCCUGCUCUCCGGUAGCCGCAUUCUCGGCCACUGGGAAAGCCUCGUGGCAAGCAAGACUUCAGACACCAUAAUCUUACGGAUGUGAAUUUGGACUUCGCAUCAUGCGUUGUGCGGUGAGCGUCAAGUGCCGCCUUCAGCUGACGUUCAAACUUUUCGCGUUUUCGGACAGCACUAUAAGCCCGAUCAAGGUAUACGACGAAUCCGAGCGCUCAAUCGUCGACACCGCCGCAGCAUGGUCUACCAUGGCACUCGAUACGUAGAAAGCUCAGCCACGGCGUUUCCGUGAAGCUCUACCUGCUGUCCGAAGCAUGUGCCGCUGGUGUCGUAACGCGCGCUUGAGCGUGGCUUGUUGUCUGCAUUCGUCAUUUCACAGGCGCGACCAUGUUUUCUGAGACCUGUGUUGAACAUCAGCCACGAAAGCUGAUGCCGAGCUGUAUAUCCGACUGAUCAUGGCUCUGGCAAUGGUAGAGACUGAGAUAUAAAAUGGAUCGAGCUCCUCUGUUUCACGUUUCCAACUCACUCAAGCAGUAACGACAACAACCUCGUGUACGAACUUCACAUUCCUGAGAGGCCAACAUCGCAAAACACAUAUAUCCACGACAAGAACCCCACGCGAUCUACAAUGCACGCCUCUCUAGCUUUCACUCUUGCUCUCGCGGCCUUCGCUGUGGCAGACACGACCGGAUGCGGCGAUACCGUUGACAAUGCCAUUGAUACUUGCUUGAGUCCUGUAAGACCCUCAUCUGCCGAAGAGCAGCGAAAAUUUCCUG
This is a messenger RNA of Cercospora beticola, 2360 nucleotides long. RefSeq names its product alpha-ketoglutarate-dependent dioxygenase AlkB. Gene Ontology annotation, cellular component: nucleus. The record is from RefSeq and is a predicted model, not a curated record. Gene Ontology annotation, biological process: DNA alkylation repair; DNA repair. Lineage: Eukaryota; Fungi; Ascomycota; Dothideomycetes; Mycosphaerellales; Mycosphaerellaceae. Gene Ontology annotation, molecular function: zinc ion binding; dioxygenase activity.